AUGAAGAAGCUAAAGAGCUAUUACACGCAUCUGAGGCACCACCAGCCCAUGGAGCUCAAAUGGAUAUUCCCUUUGGCCAUAGGCUCCAUCGUCUCUCUCUUCCUUCUCUUCCUCACCACGCUCACUUCACCUGACGGCACGCCUCUGCUUCCCUUCUACCGCUCCUUUUCCAUCUCCAGCUCCGUUUUCAUCGAAUCCAAGCUCCACCCACUGCCCGUUUCUUAUUUCCCGCCUCCUCCGCGCUUCGCUUACUUCAUAUCCGGCUCCAACGGCGAUGGCAAAAUGCUCAAGCGGACCCUUGAAGCCCUUUACCACCCUCACAACCGCUAUGUGGUUCACUUGGACCUCGAGGCACCGCCCGAGGAGCGUCUGGAUCUGCAGAAUUACGUUUCUACCCACCCCGUUUUUGUAAAGUUCGGCAAUGUGAAGAUGAUCACCAAGGCCAAUCUUGUCACUUACAGGGGUCCGACUAUGGUGGCCAACACGCUUCACGCUGCCGCUAUUUUGUUGAAGGAAGGCGGCGAUUGGGAUUGGUUUAUCAAUCUCAGUGCUUCUGAUUACCCACUUGUUACUCAGGAUGAUCUGCUGCACACGUUCUCAUACUUACCGCGCGAUCUUAAUUUCAUCGAUCAUACUAGCAACAUUGGGUGGAAAGAGUACCAAAGAGCAAAACCGAUAAUUGUAGAUCCGGGGUUGUAUAUGACAAAAAAAGCUGAUGUUUUUUGGGUUACACAGCGAAGGAGUGUGCCAACAGCUUUCAAACUCUUUACAGGUUCUGCGUGGAUGGCACUUUCUAAGCCUUUUGUUGAUUACUGCGUAUGGGGAUGGGACAACCUACCUCGAACUGUUCUCAUGUAUUAUGCAAACUUUUUAUCAUCUCCUGAAGGAUACUUCCACACCGUCAUUUGUAAUGCUCAAGAGUUCCGCAACACAACUGUGAAUAGUGAUCUGCAUUUCAUAACAUGGGACAACCCUCCGAAGCAACACCCUCACCACCUUAACCUUGGAGACAUGCAAAGGAUGAUUGACAGCAAGGCUCCCUUUGCAAGAAAGUUUCACCAAGAUGAUCCAGUGCUUGACAAAAUCGAUUCUGAGUUGUUGUUUAAGGGUCCAGGUAUGCUUGUUCCUGGUGGUUGGUGCAUAGGAAAAAGGGACAAUGGGUCUGAUCCAUGCUCUGUUGUUGGUAACACUACAGUCCUCAGGCCUAGCCCUGGAGCAAGACGGCUAGAAGUUUUGAUCAGCUCUCUAUUGUCCAAUGAGAAUUUCCGACCAAAACAGUGCAAAUGACAAGAACUCAAAACUGCUUGUGGAACUGCUUCCCUGUGCCAAGUUCAGUUGGUUUACACUUGACGGUAGAAUACAGCAUGAUCAGAGAAAUAGUAUUUCUUAUAGUUGAAAGAGAAGGAAAUAAUGCACAUACCUCUGAAUUAUGGAGAGGCAAGGAUGUGAUGAAUUUGGUGGAGUUGUGUCAAUUACUUGGCUAGAUUCUUCCUUCUAUGAUGACUGCCACUUAGAUGAUUUGUAGGUUAGCACUUUUCCACAUUUACUUUUGUUCUUCGAAAUUUUUGGAUACUGUAUUUGUCAUGCCCAGCCAUUUCGUCUGCUGCAGUGAAAUGUGUUUUGAAACCGAUGAUGGGGGUGUAAGAGCUACUGGAAAGAUGUAUAUUUGAAAUAGGAAAUCCCAAGAAAACUUGUCUGAUUCUGUGCAACUUUUGGAUCCACCUUGUCUGAUUCUGCCACAUUAAUAUUUCA
Prunus avium (sweet cherry) is the source of this 1752-nucleotide messenger RNA. RefSeq names its product beta-glucuronosyltransferase GlcAT14B. The record is from RefSeq and is a predicted model, not a curated record. Gene Ontology annotation, cellular component: membrane. Gene Ontology annotation, molecular function: glucuronosyltransferase activity. NCBI's taxonomy places the organism in Eukaryota, Viridiplantae, Streptophyta, Magnoliopsida, Rosales, Rosaceae.